Molecule: messenger RNA, 3893 nt
Organism: Vicia villosa (hairy vetch)
Lineage: Eukaryota; Viridiplantae; Streptophyta; Magnoliopsida; Fabales; Fabaceae
Exons: 2
Coding region: 1935-3743 (602 amino acids)
Source: RefSeq, a predicted model, not a curated record
CCCUGUAUAAACCUGCUGCACAAAAAUGAAAACAGUUCAGGAACAACCUCACACAAAACCUGCAACAAAAUUGGACCCAAAACAACAUCAAAUUCUCAUCCAGUGCACAAUCUAAUUCAGUUCAAGAACCAAAGCUGCCCGACACCUAGAGAAUUAAUUCUACAUCAGCAUACCAUGUUCGGAAUAAUAAAAACCAUUGCCUACACCUUACACAUUGCAGCCCCAUUCUAAUCAACCCUGCACAUCACUAAAAUUAAGAGCAAACCAGAUUUCCGUCAAGAACCUAUCAGAAAAAACUUAUACAAAAUCCAAAUCUGCACAUAUAGUCAGCUCCAUACCAUAACUAAUUUCCUAACUAUCAAUUAACAAAAACCAAAACAGUUUCUUAACCACCUACCAUCACCCUAUACUUUCAAAACCAUACUAAACCACCCAUCAAAAUACUUCAUAAUUCCAAUCAGUUUUCACCUACACCCCAUCCUAACUUCUAACAAAAAUAUAAUUUCAGUUCAGCCCCAUUCAACUACUAAUAAACCAUCCAAAAAUUCUACAAUCAGCACCACACAGUCCAUAACAUGCCAAAAAACAGUUUUGUUAAUCACAUAAAUUAACCCCUAAUCAUAUAUUAACCCUGCAGCAAAUCCAAACUGGUAGCAUACCAUAGAGAAAUCAUAAACAAAAACUCAGUUUUGAUUAACCUUGAACCUAGCCAUUCACAGAACCAUCAAAUCUUAACAGUUUUCAAAACUAACCUCACUUUUAAACUCUCAACAAAAAUUCAAAUAACCUGCCACCAGUUUCUCUUUACAUCUCUACUUCUAACCAACCUUUAUAGCCAGAGAACAAAAUUUUCAUAAAGGUCAGCAACUCACGCUUUCCAAUCCAAACCAGGUCAAAUAAACAGAAUUCAGUUCUCCUAUAACCUCUCCUUACCAGAAUUUCACAAGCCAAUUUUUUUAACCACCUUUUAACAGGCAAUCCAAAUAGAUACACUACACCCACACUAUUUCACAAUUCGACUCAGAAUUCACCAUGUUCAUAAAACAUUCAGACUUGUUGCGUCUAAAACCUUUAGCAUAACAUCAACAAAAACUCCACUUACCGGCAUUUUACUAACGGUUUAGCAUUGAAGAUUCAACGUAGUUACACCAUACAAACUCUUUAAACUCAGACCAUGAUCUCAUAUCCGUGAGUUGCUGCCACAAAAAAAAUCAGCCCUGCAUAUGAACAAAAACCAAAGAAGACCGGUUCAGACUAACAGAACUCCAAAGGAAAUCGACAAUUAAGAAGGGAUUGAGAGCAAACAGCAGCAUAACAGAAGUUACGAUAAAUCCCUAACCUCAUAAAAACCAAACAACAUCACUAUGCUGACAGAUCCAUCAAACCUGCGACCAAAACAAGAGAAAUUCAUAUUAGUCCCACAUUCAAAGAAUCAAAAAUGUGCUGUAAACUGAGUCCCACAUUCAAGAAAUUGAAAAAACACUUUGCAAGCUGUAAUUCUGAGUCCCACAUCUAAGGAUUCCUAAUGAUCACCCAAUGAUUGCCCUAUAAAUAGUCAGCUCCACCCAUUCAGAAGGGGACCUAAGCACUAUCAGCUUUCAUCAUUGUCUCGCUUGUAGACUUUGAAGAAAGAAGUGAAAAGCCUCAGUUCAAACACUCUCACCACCUCCCUCACACUCACCAUACGCACAUUUCAGAGCUGUUGAAGUUCAUCACUAGGACUUCAACAAAGCUUGUGCUAAACCACUCUCUCUCUCACCCGCAACACACGGCAAGAACGACGCUCACACAGAAAUUCAGCAGAAAGGAAGAAGACGAAGAAGAGACAUUCGAGUAAAGAGAAACGAAGCAAGAAAGCAUUACCUCACCUCCGGUAUUCUCUUCAAUCUUCUUUCGGCGCAUCAGGAACAUUUGGCUUUGUCUCCGACCAACUCAUGGCUCCUCCAUUGAAGACUGGUAGUCGCAACAUCUCCUACACAUUUCUAAAUCCGAAUCUGGAUUCUCUCGAGUGUCUGGUUAAGAAGAUCACGCCGGAUGAAACAACCAGGUUCCGUGAAAAGUAUGGGUAUAUUCUGAGUCUUCUCAAGAUGCCCUUCACCAAAUACGAGCAAGAAGGAGUUCAUACCUUGCUUCAGUUCUACAACCCUUCUCUCCGUUGCUUCACGUUCCCUGACUACCUUUUGGUUCCCACAUUGGAAGAAUAUUCUCUUUUCCUUGGUGUUCCGAUCAAGAAGGGAGAAGUUCCGUACUAUAGCACCAUGGAGGCUCCCACUUCUAUUGAAAUCUCCAAGGCUCUUUAUUUGAGCAAGUCAGUUGUUGAUGCAAAUCUUUCCGAGAGAGGGAGAUAUCAGGGUUUUCAUAUGGAGUUCCUGGUCAAAAGAGGGUGUGAUGCUGCUGAAGCGAAAGAAUGGGACACUUUUAGGGCUAUCCUGGCUCUAAGUAUCUACGGUAUCCUAAUGUUCCCGAACGUGCCUGAUUUUGUUGAUAUGAGUGCAAUCCAUUUGUUCAUUCUACAGAAUCCUGUUCCUACACUCUUGGGGGAUGUUUAUCAUUCAGUUCAUCAAAAGAACCGUCAAAAGAAGGGUUUGGUCAGAUGUUUUGCUCCUUUGCUAUACCGUUGGUUCAGAUCACAUUUGCCUGAACGUGGAGCUUUCGUCGAUAGUAGGCACACCUCUAAAUGGGCUGAAAGGAUUAUGGGACUUAGAGCCAAAGACAUUGUAUGGUAUAACAGAUCUUUGGAAGACAAGGAGGUUAUCAUGAGUUGUGGAAAGUUCAAUAAUGUGCCCCUCAUGGGUGUUAGAGGUGGGAUCAAUUAUAAUCCCGUCUUGGCUAGGAGAACUUAUGGGUAUGCUUUCGUCAAUCCUCCUGAGCAAUCUGAGAUAGCUGAGAACAUUUUCUAUCAUGUGGUCACCGACAAUGGGCAGAUGGCAGAAGCUGUACAAGCCUGGAAGAACAUUUGUUGGAGAGACAAGAAGCAUUUUGGUCAAAGGGACUGUGCGACUUAUGAAGACUAUACUAAGUGGGUCGAAACUGUGGCUAAUACCCAAGGAAUGCCUUUCCAUAUCAAGGAUCCUUUAUACCCUCCUGUUGGCGCACAACCCAACAUUGUCUCCAUGCCUCGUUAUAAUCAGACUGUUGAGCAGAAUCGGAAAUUGACUGAACAAAUGGAGACGAUGCAAGUUAAGAUGAAUACCGAUAGGCAAGAGAAGCUUUCUGCCCUUCAUAAGUUGAAAAUGAGAGAAAUAGAGCUUGAAGAGUUGUAUGCCAAAGGAAGCACUUCUCAGAAGAGGCCGAGAGUGGUUGUCGAUCCCAAGUCCACUAAAAUUCAAGAGAGGAAGAUCAAAGAGCAUUAUGAGGACCAGUUGGCGGAAUUGACAAAAAGGCUCCAAAUCCAGACUGAUAUAGCCAAAUCAGAGAAAGUCCGUCGAAAGAAAGCAGACAAGCUCCUUCUGGAACGUCAGGCAAGGAUUGAGGGGUGUUAUGAAGAGAUUCGCAAGUUGAAGGGUCGAGUGGAGGAAAAGGGCCAAAGUGAUACUCAAGCUCAAGAGGAAGCCAGAGGUUGGGAAUUGAGAAGCCGUUACUUGGAGACCAUGCAUUUUAGAAAGGACCUAUUGAUUCAAGAAGUUGUUAAAAGACCAACCCAUGAUGAGACCAAAAAGCUGUUUGAAGAAAUGAAGGCUUGGAGCUAUAAGAACAUUGGAGAUAGCCCACUUCGUCAUUUGGACAUGGGGGAUCCUGCUUAGUAUUGGUUUUUGUUAUAGAAUCACCACCAGUCUUGUUGGAUGGGGUUCUUAUUUCCAUUUUCUGUAUUGUUGGCUCAUGAGAGCAGAAUAUUUUGUACUUCAAACGUGGUUGUGGAAUUAAUGGAUUAUGGUUGUUUAUCUUGGUUGCGC